AUGCAGCCUGAGGCUCAGAAGCUCAACAAGGCAGAACAGAGGAAGCUACAAGAAAAUCUGUGCAACUACACCAGCAUCAUGAAGAAGUUCCUCAACAUCAAUGGUUGGCCCAAGAGUGCCACAUACCUUGAGAAUUUGUAUGCUGAAUCUGAAGAACCCAUGCCAAUCACGCCCCUCUAUCUUCACAAUCACUCAAUUUCUGAUCCAAUUCUGCUUCAUGUCCUCAAGCACAUCUCAACCAAACAGCACAAGCAGAUCCAAGUGGGCAACAAGUACAAGAUCAGCAAGAACACCUUCAAGGAGCUCCUCAUUGCCUGCCAGAGACGUGUCAAGUUCCUGAGCAAGGUGAGAAAGGUGGCUACACGCCUCAUGGAUAGGGACUUCAUCCACCUCAAGAACAAGGUGGCUACUGGAGAGUGGGAGCAACUUCUUCUGAUCCUCAGCAAUCCACACAUCAAAAUUGAAGACGUUAUCCAAGAGUUGCAAGAGAGGAUUCAAAAGGAGAAAGAGGAGAAGGAGAAAGCUGAAGAAAAGGAGAAACGUAGAGCGAAGGCUAAAGGCAAGAGGAAAUCCACCAACUCAGCAGAAGAACCUUUCAAACCAGCACAAACACACAACAAAACCAGAUCCAACCAGAAGCUCCUCCACAAGUGCAUCAAACAGCUCCAGGUCACUCACACAAAUCCCAAGCUAGUCAACAUCAUCCUGUGCAACAUCUCCAUUGAUGCAUCCACUCACCACUGGGAUCAGCACAGGCUGAACCAGAUGAUGGGUUACACCAAUCCAAAUCAACAUGACUGCUUUGCUGCCAUCCUGACAACCAAUGUGCUGGAAAUGGCAGCUCUUCUCAACCUCCUUGCCAAUGAGAAUAGCCCCUGGCAGCUUCUGUGUCUCAUCUCAGGGAGCAUCCCCAACAUCUGCUCCAAGAGUGCCAGUGGGGUCCAACACAAUGGCCUCUACACCAUCUUCAUCAGUCAAGCAAACAAGUCCUAUACCUUCAAUCCAGAGUCACUGCUGGUCCAGGACAUUGCCAAGAUUCCCAAGCUCAUGGCCUACAAGAAGCCCUCCCUCAUCGUCCUCAAGUGCAUCAACUGA
Messenger RNA from Acanthamoeba castellanii str. Neff, 1095 nucleotides. RefSeq lists its product as uncharacterized. The record is from RefSeq and is a predicted model, not a curated record. The coding region runs from base 1 to 1095 and encodes 364 amino acids. The transcript has 5 exons. Lineage: Eukaryota; Discosea; Longamoebia; Acanthamoebidae.